AUCCAAAUUAGUCCAUUUGUACUCCAAUUAUAUGAUAUCUUUGACCACACUAUAGUAAAAAACCAAGUGUAGAAUCUGACCAAAUCGCCCUGGUCUGCCACCUUGCUCCGCUCCGGCGAAUCCAUUGCCGAUCAUUAUUCCGGCGAAAUUGAGUUCUUUCGGCUGUGAAAUUCAAAGAUAGUUGUCAUUCAAAGCUCCAUGAAGAUGGCUAUGCCAUUUGGUGAACAAGUAGAUGUCUCAUCUGAUGAAUCAUCUUCGUCUGAUGGGGAUGACCAUAAAGCAGAAAGCGAGCAGAUGAGCAACAACAUUGCUGUCAACCAAGUUGUUGAAGAACUUGUUUCUGAAGAUGCAUUUCUCAGAAGAGCGAGAAUGUAUCAAGAGUACAUGCAGCUGGUUCCUAUCCCCACACAGACUCACUCCUCUAUUCCUUGCACCUCUUGGGCAGGGUUGGCUGCAUCAAUUAAGAAGUUAUAUGGGCAACCACUGCAUUACCUGACCAACCUCUGCAUAAAGCAACGGGAUCAAAUGAGGAUUGGGGCCGAUGACGAAGUUGAUCCAUUGGAGAUGCUCAUCCAUCCGACCAAAGCCGAAUCAAGCAUCUGGCUUAUGGAAGAAGUUCACAGGCGUACUUCGUCUCCUCAUUACCUUGCCAAACUCUGGCUUGCUGAUCCCAUGUAUCAUGUUUAUAUUGAUCCAAUUUUCCCAAAGUUGCAGAAUCCAUCCAAAUAGAUUCUUUCUGCAAUACCAAUCCAUCUGAUGGACUUUGUCUAUAAUCCUGAAUUUCUAGUUAGAAAAACAAAAUCGUUAUCCCCAUCACCCAGCCCAAGACAAAUUUUAUAUUUUAAAAAGUGUUUGUCAGAUGGCUGCUUUUAAGUUUAUCUCAUGUUUUCAUAUUGAUGUAGUA
Molecule: messenger RNA, 904 nt
Organism: Nicotiana tabacum (common tobacco)
Lineage: Eukaryota; Viridiplantae; Streptophyta; Magnoliopsida; Solanales; Solanaceae
Source: RefSeq, a predicted model, not a curated record